Messenger RNA from Spirodela intermedia, 1581 nucleotides. NCBI's taxonomy places the organism in Eukaryota, Viridiplantae, Streptophyta, Magnoliopsida, Alismatales, Araceae. The record is from the annotation of a GenBank genome assembly.
AUGCAUGGCUUCCGCCCGCCGAGAGCAGUCCCACGCCCUGGAAGGCCACACCUCGCCGCACUCAGGUUCCUCUACGGGGCGGUGGCCGGAGACCAGCGGCGCCGCUGGGACUCCCGCGACUACGCCGCCCUGCUGCGAACCCGAUGCGCCAGCCUGAGGACCCUCCAGCAAGCCCACCAACAGAUCAUCACCGCCGGCCACGGCGGCAACCCUUUCCUCGCCGCCAAGCUGGUGGCGCUGUACGCCGAUCUCGGUGGCGGCUCCGGCAUGCGAGAUGCACGCCGCGUCUUCGACGGCGCCGAACUGCGGGACGCCCUCCUGUGGAACGUCGUCAUUCGUGGGUACGCUGCCGUCGGCCCGCCGGAGGAGGCGCUGGCCGUGUACGCCAUCAUGCGGCGCAGCGGUGGUCCCGCCACCGCCAACCGCUACACCUACCCCUUCGUGCUCAAGGCCUGCGCCGCCUCCGGCGACGGCGGCAGCGGCAGGACGGUCCAUGGCGAGGCUUGGAAGGUCGGCCUAGAGACGGACCUCUUCGUGGGCAACGCCCUCGUCUCCUUCUACUCCCGCUGCGGAGACCUCCACGCCGCGCGGCACCUGUUCGACGGAAUGCCCGAUAGGGACCUCGUCAGCUGGAACUCCCUCAUCGCGGGGUACUCCCAGAACGAGCGCCACAGAGAAGCGCUGUCGCUCUUCCACCGGAUGCUGCGUGAGGACACCCUGCAGAGCCCCGACUACGUCACCCUCGUGGGCCUCCUCCCCGCCUGCGCUAAGCUGGCGGCGGCGCGAGACGGGAUGUGGGUCCACUGCUACGCCGUCAAGUCCGGCACGCCGGUGGACGCCGCGCUGGGCAGCGGCCUGGUGGCGAUGUAUGCCGCCUGCGGCCGACUCGCCCACGCUCGCGAUGUGUUCGACAGAAUUCCCCUGAAGAACGUCGUCGCCUGGAACGCCAUGAUCAGCGGCUACGGCGCGCACGGCCGCGCGCGGCAUGCGCUGACGCUGUUCGCCGAGAUGCUCUCCGCGGGCGUCCGCGCCGACGGCAUGUGCUUCCUGAGCGUGCUUUCGGCAUGCGGGCACGCCGGCAUGGUGGAGGAAGGAAGGUCGAUCUUCGAGCUGAUGGAGGAGCACGGAGUGGAGAAGGGGGAGCUCCACUACAGCUGCAUGGUGGACCUGCUGGGCAGGGCGGGGCUCCUACGCGAGGCGGCGGAGCUCGCCGCCGCCGCCCCCGGCGGCGGCGGGAGAGACGUGUGGGGGGCUCUGCUGGGGGCCUGCAGGAAGCACGGGGAGGUGGCGAUUGCGGAGGAGGCCGCGGGGAGGCUGUUUGAGCUCGAGCCGGGGAACGCGGGGAGGUACGCGGCCAUGGCGAGGACGUACGAGGGGGCGGGGAGGGGGGAGGAUGCAGCGAGGGUGCGGUUGAUGAUGAGGGUUAGAGGGGUGAGGAAGACGGCGGGGUGUAGCUGGGUGGAGGUGGAGGGCGGGGUGGUUCACUUGUUUGGAGUAGAAGAUGAGUCGCAUCCGAGGACGGAGGAGAUUUAUGGUGUGUUGGAGGGGUUGGGGAGGAUCCUGGAGAUGGAUGAUAAUUGA